Messenger RNA from Ambispora leptoticha, 438 nucleotides. The record is from the annotation of a GenBank genome assembly. Lineage: Eukaryota; Fungi; Glomeromycota; Glomeromycetes; Archaeosporales; Ambisporaceae.
AUGAUAGUCAACUCUACAGAAAAGCCUAACCUCCCGGAUGACUUACAAUUAAUCACAGAAUAUAGUAUACUAAUCUCUAUCACAUCUACCAAAACCCUAACUGAGGUAGCUAGGUUGCUAAGAGAAACAUAUUAUUUCUACUGUAUCUCAGACUCAUGGAUAAAAAUUCACGCUAAUCCAACAGAAGUCAACGAGCCUACAAAUAAUUUGAUAGAAAAACCUAUAAUACUAGAUGAAAUAGACAAAAUCCUUACCUAUCUAAAGAAUAACAACAUCGACACAACCCAGCUAAUUCUCCUUAUCACAACUCAGAAAUCUGUUUCAGAAACUCUCAGCAUUCUACAUCAGUAUUUUACAAUCAAAACCAUACCCAGCAACAUCUUAGAUCUUCCACCUCUCCCAGAGCCCACCUGGGGAAUAUUCUCUCAACAACAAUGA